This is a messenger RNA of Anguilla rostrata (American eel), 2472 nucleotides long. It is a transcript of the gene smyd2a, whose product is annotated as SET and MYND domain containing 2a. Lineage: Eukaryota; Metazoa; Chordata; Actinopteri; Anguilliformes; Anguillidae. The transcript is spliced from 12 exons. Gene Ontology annotation, molecular function: histone methyltransferase activity; protein-lysine N-methyltransferase activity; protein binding. Gene Ontology annotation, cellular component: nucleus. Bases 255 to 1559 code for a protein of 434 amino acids. The record is from RefSeq and is a predicted model, not a curated record.
GCUUGUAAUAAACAUACGGAUGUGGGAGGGGAGCUACCCUAGGGUCCGUAGAAAAUCGAGCUGUCUGAUAAUACCAUGCGGCAAGUAAUGCACAGUCAUUAUAGGUAAAUGUGACGUUUCUUCGACAGUAGACAGGGGUAUUAAGUCCAUAAUAACACGUGCUGUUUUAUUUUGUUGUAACCCCAAACGCGUUAUUAGCUGCAGUUUUUAAAGUACUGUAUAUCCGAAGACGGAAGGAAGACUGCAUUAAGAAAAUGAGAACAGAGGGUAUAGACGGUAUUGAAAGGUUUACAAGUCCUGGCAAAGGAAGAGGGCUGAGGGCGACGAAGCAUUUCAAAGUUGGGGACCUUCUGUUAUCCUGCCCAGCAUACGCAUACGUCUUGACUAUCAGUGAAAGGGGAGGCCACUGUGAAUUCUGCUUCACAAGGAAGGAAGGCCUGUCCAAGUGUGGGAAAUGCAAGAAAGCUUUUUACUGCAAUGUGGACUGCCAGAAAGGAGACUGGUGUAUGCACAAGCUGGAAUGCUCAGCCAUGUGCGCUUAUGGAGACAACUGGAGCCCAUCUGAAACAGUCAGACUGACAGCCAGAAUCAUUGCUAAGCAGAAAAUGCAGGCAGAGAGGAGUGCAUCGGAGAAGCUGCUGUUGGUGAGGGAGUUUGAGGCUCAUCUAAAUGAACUGGACAAUGAGAAGCGAGAGAUGAACCAGACGGACAUAGCGGCUCUCCAUUACUUCUAUUCCAAACACCUGGAUUUUCCUGAUCAUGCCACCCUCACAGUACUCCUGGCUCAAGUAAACUGCAAUGGGUUCACCAUCGAAGAUGAGGAACUCUCCCAUUUGGGCUCAGCGGUGUUUCCAGAUGUUGCUCUAAUGAACCACAGCUGUUGUCCAAACGUCAUUGUCACAUACAAAGGGAUUGUCGCUGAGGUGCGAGCUGUCCAAGAGAUCAGCCCAGGGGAAGAGGUUUUCACCAGCUACAUUGACCUCCUUUAUCCAACAGAGGACAGGAAUGACAGAUUGAGAGAUUCCUACUUUUUUACCUGCGAUUGCAAGGAGUGUACAGCCAAAGACAAGGAUAAGGAAAAAAUGAAAGUUCGUAAGCUGAGCACACCCCCAGAGCCUGAGGCCGUCCGGGAUAUGGUGAAGUAUGCCAGGAAUGUCAUCGAGGAUUUCCGGAGAGCCAAGCACAGCAAGACCCCUAGUGAGCUGCUGGAGAUGUGUGAGCUUAGCCUGGAUAGGAUGGGAAGCAUCUUCGAGGACACCAACGUGUACAUGCUGCACAUGAUGUACCAGGCCAUGGGCGUGUGCCUUUACCUGGAGGACUGGGACGGAGCUAUGUCUUACGGGGAAAAAAUCAUCAAACCCUACAGCAUGCACUACCCAGCCUACUCUCUUAAUGUGGCCUCCAUGUACCUGAAGCUGGGGAGGCUGUAUUUGGGACUAGAGAAGAAGUCUAUGGGAAUAAAGGCCUUAAAGAAGGCGUUGGCGAUCAUGGAGGUGGCUCAUGGGAAGGAUCACCACUACAUUGCUGAGAUCAAGAAGGAGAUUGAGCUGCAGAAAUGAAAACACUGGCGACAGCCAUGGCGCCAACCCCCCCCAAACACACACACACACACACACACACACACGGAUGACAACUUGGCCCGCUAUCACAGAACACAUCUUUCACCUCUCCAUCUCCUCGUGUUCAUUUCUGCCCAAAUGAUGAAACUGAUCAUUUCUUUUCAGUGUCGUUUUCAGUGUCGGCACGUUUUGCAUCGUGAUUACUUUUAGCGUAACAAUGUAGCAUGGGUAGGCAUGUGCUCCCUACUUCCUGUCCCGCAUAAUGGCUGUGGCAAACUUGGAAUGCUUUUACACAAUUCAGUAGUUUUCAUACAGUACUAAAGCUGUGGACAGUCCCAACAGGUAGUAUAAUAACACUUGGAGGUGGAAUACUGUAGAGGAAACUACAGUUAAAUAAAUGGUACUUUUAAUAUACUAGGAUUUUCUCAUUUUCUGCUGGGAGAUCUGUUGCAGUUUACAGUAUUUGUGGCUUUGAAGAGGUUUAUAUAUGAAGCACAAUAUUUUGUUGCGUGAUGGAUAUUUUCUACUGAAAAGAGUUGUUUCUUUGGGGGUGAUUUACACAGACCCCCCCCCCCCUUUCCAUUGUUCACUGUCUGAAGGGUCCUGCAGCCAACAGGGCUGUUUUCCCAGUGCAUUUGUGAUACUCAAGGUACAGUUGCCACAACACCAAAAAAACUCCACUGCGUGCGAUCGCUAGCAGUGCAGCCCAUCUGCCUACACCCGUCCACAGCUCACCUCCCAGACUUCAGGAGGACUAUGGGUUAAAAACGCCUAAAACAUCGGUGCUCUUCUGUCUUUUUAUGUAUCGUAAAUGCAUGUCAAGGAGGGAAUGCAAUCUCUUAACAACCUUGUUCUUUUUGAUUUGAAAUUGUCCUGCAUCUGCACUGAAUAAAAACCCUGAAAGACUACACAA